CAGGCCGGCAGAUCCAAUUUGUUUUUAAUCACAGAAAAAUAUGUUGCAAAAACGAAAAGGAAAGUAAAUUAAAUCUUUAAAACCAUUUAAAGUUUUUCAUUGUACUUCCAAACAUGGAAAAGCGGCAGAGGGAACUAGAGGCUCUGGUGUCUAGCCAAAAGGAACAAUUAAAUCGCUACGAGAAGCGACUGAAAGACGUGGUCACUGCAUAUAAGGGUCUCCUAAAGGAGAAGGAGGCACUAGAGACCAGCUUGGUAGCACAUGCAGAGGCCACUGCGGGUGUGGGGGACACCGAGUCUUCGACUAAGUCCACAAAGGCAAAUGACAUUUCAGGGGAUUCCACAACGAACGAUAACGAAGAAGAAGAUACUGCAACUAGGCAAACUGCUGCCCGUGCCUCUUCAUCAUCUGAGAGUCAAUUGCAGACACAAAUUAUUACGCUGAUGAACUCAUUGGCCACUCUGUCGGCCGAGAAAUCCCGCAUGGAAGCUUCCUUUCAAGCAGACAAGAAGCAGUUGCGCUCACAAAUUGUCCAGAAGGAACAGGACAUUCGCGAAAUGCAACUACAGGCCAAGGACCUGGUAAGCCGAGCGAAGGGCGAUGUGGAUGAGGUAAAGGCCAAAUGGAUUAUUGAACGACAAGAGCGAGAAAAGGAAACCAGCAAUCAAAUGCUCAUGAUACGUGAGCUUCAAAAACUGUAUGCCGACGAGCGUCAUCUUAAGGAGAGUAUUGAGAUGCAGUUGAACAACUUCAAGACACAAUUCGCCAGCAAUGAAGCGGAAAAUAAACGAUUGACAGAGCUCCAAUUCCAGCUGAAAGAAGCCAAAGAUCAGCUUAAAGUCAGCCAGGCCAAAGUGCAAGAAGCCAACACCUCUUCCACCACCGCUUCGGAUCAUGCUUUAGUCCUGCAGCAAGUGAGCCAGGAGAUGCAGCAACUAAAAGAUCAGCAUGCCGAGGCCAUUAAACAGGAGCAACGUCGUGUGUUAAAAGCUGAAGAACAGAGCCGGCGCCAAGCCGCCUUGCAUGAGCAACGUGUGGCCAAUCUGGAGGCAAGGCUGGCCGAACUCAGCAGCACUGUGGGCAGCUAUGAUCGUUUAAGGCAGCAGGAUCAGGAUAAUAUCUAUGCCUUAAAGAAACAACUGAUGGAUAUAAAUCCUACCCAAACAACGACUCAAACAACAAAAAAAGAGGACGACCUGGAUAUGCCAACGCUUGUCGAUGAACUAGUGCGUCUCAAGAAGCUUCUAGUGACGGCAAAUUCACGCUCUGCAAAUCCCUUGGAUCUAAGCCAAGUGUUGACCCUCUCGGCAUCUGCCUCAGAGAAUCAUGUUCAGUGCGAGCAACAGCUUCAGAGUGUCCAGCAACUGUUGGACACAUCCAUUAAGCAGCGUCAAUUAUUGGAGCAAAAGUGUGAAUUGCAGCAAUCGCACAUUCAAACGCUUCAGGAGAAAGUGCAAGUCCUGAAUCGCAACAUAGACGAAGCGGAGCAGGAGCUGAAGCAUCAGGGAGAGAAGCUACGCAUGUCCCUAAAACAGGAGCGAUCCAAAUGGCAGGAGGCCAAAGCAGAACUGGAGAAUGAAACUCGUUGCAAGCUCAACGAAUUGGAACAAUUGUUGCAGAAACAGCGACAACGUUCACUUCAACUUUUGGACGAGAAGGAACAGGAGAUAAAGACAUUGAAAACAUCGUUUGAGGUCUUCCAUCACCAGGGAGUCGGCGUGGGGGCAGGAGAUCCCACCACUCCCUCUGUCUCUUUGGAGCCAGGCGUAGAAACUGUCUUCAAUUACUCCUCGGAUGCGGAUAGUGUCGAGGGUGAGCGGAAAGUAAAGUCCAAGAAGCUUUCUCUAAGUGACAAUUGCCACAUGCUGCACUAUGCAAACGAAUUGGCCCGCAAGGACAUUGAAAUCUCUAGCCUAAGAAAGGCGAAAUAUUCCAUAGAAUCCACAUUACGCAAAGCCAUCCAAGAUAAGGUUACAUCCCAGCAGGAAAUGCAUGAGAAAAUUGAAUGUCUUGAAGAACAGGUAGACAGGCUAGAGCGAUGUCAGACCCGGGAAGGAGCCAAUCUGGAGUACCUGAAAAAUGUCAUUAUUAGCUAUAUAGUGACCAAGGAUUUGGAUGGCAAGCGGCAUAUGCUGAAUGCCAUUUCAGCGGUCCUACAAUUCACGCCCAGCGAAAUGCAAGCCAUUCAAGCCACAUUCCAAAAGAAAUAACAAAUCAAAUCCUUUCAUAAAGUUUAAUGAAGUAUCAGAUACAAUUCCAUUAAUCUUAACCAAACGAUUGUCUUCAUUUUGGUUUGAAAAUUUGUUAAAAAUGUUUUCAAGUUUUAUUUAAAAUGUAUAUGAAUAUAUAAUGUUAAAUGAUUUAAAACGAAAGAGAAAGCAAAUUUAAAAGAAAAUCAUAAAGUAUACUGAAAUUGA
Drosophila willistoni is the source of this 2417-nucleotide messenger RNA. RefSeq names its product GRIP and coiled-coil domain-containing protein 1 (gene GCC88). Bases 114 to 2210 code for a protein of 698 amino acids. The record is from RefSeq and is a predicted model, not a curated record. NCBI's taxonomy places the organism in Eukaryota, Metazoa, Arthropoda, Insecta, Diptera, Drosophilidae. Gene Ontology annotation, cellular component: Golgi apparatus. The transcript has 3 exons.